AUGGAUCAAUUAAUUGGUACAACGGUGAAUGGCUACUAAUUCAUAAAGCAAUUGGGAACUGGAUCUAUGGCUGAGUAACAAUCUCAAUUAUUUAAAAGCAUCUAUCUUGUGUAGGACAAGACCUCACAACUCAAUUAUGUGGCUAAAGUUUAUACUUGUCUUAAUAGUGAUAUUAGAUGUCACAAUGAGGCCAUCAUCCUUGAAAAGUUGAGCCAUCCAAACAUAAUAACAAUAAAAAGGAACCAGCAAAUAAAGUUACAGGGGGAUCAAGGAGAAAUGAAUAGUUUGAUUUUGGAAUAUUUGGAAAAGGGCGAUUUAUUUGAAUUCAUAGCUAAGUCUGGUCAUUUUGGGGAGAGUCUGUGUCGCUAUUACUUUCGGUAAUUGGUUUAGGUGGUUGAUUUUAUACAUAAGAAUGGAUUUGUUCAUCGGAAUUUAAAAUUAGAGUCAAUAUUAUUAGAUAGAAAAUUUAAUCUAAAAUUAUGCAAUUUCUCUUGUGCGCAACAUCAGAAUAAAUAUAAGGACGGUAAAUUGAAGACCAAAGUGGGAACUGAGAAUUACUAGGCACCUGAAGUGUUGUAUGGUGCAGUAUACAAUGGAGUGAAGGCAGAUGUGUUUUCUUUGGGAGUGAUAUUGUUCAUCAUGUAUAAGGGUUAACCCCCUUUUUUGAAAGCUAAUUAAUAGGAUGCUCUAUUCAAUUUGAUAAUUCAGGAGGACUACAAAUAAUUUUGGGAGAUUCAUUCUUAGAAGAAGAUUGAAUUUCACUUUGAUUUCAAGUAUUAAGUAAUUUAAGGCGAGGGAACUCUUCCUGAGAAUGGUCAAUCCGAACCCGGAUAAGCGAUUCAGUAUGGAGGAGGUGAAGAAUUCGAUGUGGUCUGA
Messenger RNA from Paramecium tetraurelia, 876 nucleotides. RefSeq lists its product as uncharacterized. Gene Ontology annotation, molecular function: ATP binding; protein kinase activity. Gene Ontology annotation, biological process: protein phosphorylation. NCBI's taxonomy places the organism in Eukaryota, Ciliophora, Oligohymenophorea, Peniculida, Parameciidae. The record is from RefSeq and is a predicted model, not a curated record. The transcript has 3 exons.